AUGGCGUCAAACCUCACGACAGCCCCAAUUCGUGCUCGUCUCGCCUUUCAGGCAGCCUUCCAAGAGGCCUUUGUGUGUCGGAGGUGUAUUCAGCAGCAAGCCCGGUCGCCGCCGCACACCUGGACGAUCCAACCCAAGGCCAAGCGGCACACUCCCUUCCUCCACGCCUUUCGCAGAUCCCGGGCACAAUCCUCCGCCGCCACUGCCCAGUCGCCAUCAUCGCCCCUCGCAGCCUUGGGCAAAACCUUGAGCAGUACGCCUUCGAGAGCGGCCCAUCCAUCCACCGUGCCGACGUCCACCUUCCCCCAGACGAGCUCGAAAUCAGUGGCGUACUGGCUGCUAGGCUCUGCAGCCUCCGUGUUUGGCAUAGUCAUCUUCGGUGGCCUUACGCGGCUGACAGAGUCGGGGCUGAGCAUCACGGAAUGGCGUCCAGUGACUGGCUCGUUUCCGCCUCGAGAUCAUGCCGCCUGGGAGGAGGAAUUCGCUUUAUACAAACUGUCACCUGAAUUCAAGAUGCUGAACAGCAGAAUGAAUCUGGAUGAGUUCAAGCAGAUUUACUGGAUGGAGUGGGGCCAUAGGCUGUGGGGGCGCGUGGUGGGCAUCACGUUCUUGCUACCUACUGCCUACUUCAUUAUCAAGCGUAGGGUCAGCAGGCCAAUGGCGCUGCGGCUCGUUGGUAUCUGUGGUCUGAUUGGUUUCCAAGGACUCAUUGGGUGGUGGAUGGUGAAGAGUGGUCUCAAGGACGAUCUCUUCCAGCAAGGCAAGCAACCGAGGGUAUCGCAGUAUAGGUUGGCUGCACAUCUCGGUACGGCCUUCAUCGCGUACCUAUGUAUGCUUUGGAAUGGAUUGCACAUCCUGAAGGAACGAAGCCUACUAAAAGACCCAGUUGAGGGUGCAAAGCUGCUUGAGACUUUGCAAAGACCUGAAUUAAGAAGAUUCAAGAAACUUGUGGCGUCACUUGCAGUCCUUACUUUCAUCACGGCUAUGUCGGGAGCCCUCGUCGCUGGUCUAGACGCAGGACUGAUCUACAACGAUUUCCCCUGGAUGGGCCAAGGACUUCUGCCACCUAAGCGUGAAAUCUUCGACCCCUUCUUUUCACACAGCCCGGAUCAGAAGGACCUUUACUGGCGAAAUGCUCUCGAGAAUCCAGUGCUUGUCCAACUCGAUCACCGGAUUCUGGCGACCACAACUUUCACUGCCAUCAUGGCACUGUGGGCUUACAGCAGAUUCAGUCCUGCCGUCAGAGCAACACUACCGCGCAAAGGCAAGGUCGGUAUGCUCGGUGUCGUGCAUCUGGUGAGCUUGCAGGUUACUUUGGGUAUCACGACUUUGUGGUACCUCGUGCCCACUCCGCUUGCUGCCGCUCAUCAAGCCGGUGCACUUGCACUGCUCUCUGGCGUUUUCCUGCUUGGUAGCAGGUUGUAUGUGCCAAAGCGUACCAUGCGGCUCGUACAAAACGCGCUCAGGCAAUCACAGUCACGCUCCGAUGCUGCGAAAGCUCUGCGGCCCGAGUUGGCUGCUCACUGA
Sphaerulina musiva SO2202 is the source of this 1527-nucleotide messenger RNA. Its product is annotated as electron transfer protein 1, mitochondrial precursor. Gene Ontology annotation, biological process: heme A biosynthetic process. Gene Ontology annotation, molecular function: oxidoreductase activity, acting on NAD(P)H, heme protein as acceptor. The transcript is spliced from 2 exons. The coding region runs from base 1 to 1527 and encodes 508 amino acids. Lineage: Eukaryota; Fungi; Ascomycota; Dothideomycetes; Mycosphaerellales; Mycosphaerellaceae. The record is from RefSeq and is a predicted model, not a curated record. Gene Ontology annotation, cellular component: mitochondrial inner membrane.